Molecule: messenger RNA, 6442 nt
Organism: Monodelphis domestica (gray short-tailed opossum)
Lineage: Eukaryota; Metazoa; Chordata; Mammalia; Didelphimorphia; Didelphidae
Gene: UBE2D4
Product: ubiquitin conjugating enzyme E2 D4
Source: RefSeq, a predicted model, not a curated record
CCCUUUCUUUUGGUUGGCUGUUGGCGUGGAGGGGCGUGUCCAUUCUCAUUUCGCUGCCCCCGACGUGUUCUUACACUGCCUGCUCUGUCCCCCUGCAUCCCGAGAAGACAUGCAGUGGGACCAGUGCCAGGCCCACAAGAGACACUUAAUUAAUGCCCAUAGAUCCAGAUCCGGGAAGGACCAUGAAGGCAGAAUGAUUAAUUAGAUUCAACUCCUUCAUUUUAAAGAUGAAGAAAGCUUCAGUUGGGAGCCGGGAAGGACCUUAGAACCCAAUUAGGAUCCACAUCAGGAAUUAACUGACUUGCAGAGGGACCCUCCCGCCCAGUGCUCAGCAGGACCUGUGGGUGAUGAUUUAUUCCACUGGCAGGCCACCAUCAUGGGCCCGAACGAUAGCCCUUACCAAGGUGGUGUUUUCUUCCUGACUAUUCACUUCCCUACAGAUUACCCUUUCAAACCGCCAAAGGUUGCUUUUACAACUAAAAUUUAUCACCCAAACAUCAACAGCAAUGGCAGUAUCUGUCUUGACAUCCUGAGAUCUCAGUGGUCUCCAGCAUUGACAGUAUCAAAAGUUCUGCUCUCCAUCUGUUCCCUGCUCUGUGACCCGAACCCUGAUGACCCUCUGGUUCCUGAGAUAGCCCACACCUACAAAGCAGACCGAGACAAGUACAACAGAUUGGCCAGAGAAUGGACCCAGAAAUAUGCCAUGUAAAUGCCAUGAAGAUCUGACUCGUAUUUACAAGUUAAGAAGUGAACCUCUCAGAUCAGUCUCUUAGCUAAAACUCUGGGUUGUCCGCUGUUUACUUGAUGUCAUGAGCCAUUCACAAGGAGUCUUCUACUCUGUGAACAGACUUUGGUUUCCCUCUCCCUUCUGUCUCAACGUGGCGGUACCACCUGCAGCCAUUUGGCUUCUGACAACUUCAUGCCUUUGAUGCCAAAUCAGUAGCCACUUUCAUUUGCUGAUUUUUAACCUGGUUCAAACUGGAAUCCACCUUCCACUCAGACUCCCUCAGUCUUCUCUUGGAAUGGCAGAAAUGCACACAUUCCUUCCUUCAGUCUUUCCUCAGGGUGGCAUAUGCUGUGCCCUUCAGGCUGCACAACAGGAGCUGAGUGGCUUCCUGAUGAACUGUCCUAAUAGAACCAAGUACUAGUUUGAUGUGCCCAAGAGAGCCAGGCAAGAUUUCCCCUAGUUUUCAGUUUACUGAAGAACUCUAUCCAAAGAGGAAUUCUGACCCCCAGAGACAUUGCAUGGAAUUGGGAACAGUUUUGCAGUGAAAUGAAUUAGCAGCUGGAUUUCCCAUUGCCUCCAAGUAAAGGAGGAGAUUGGGAUUGGCCAGUCUUCACACACAGUAGUAAUCAGUCUCCCUUUUUUAAAACUGAGAAGUGAGCAGGAGAUCCGAAGCAGCUGUUGAUACUGGCUAAGCACUUCAUCUCCUCUCUCACUAAUAGAAUGACUACUCCUUGUAGUUUCACAAGGAAAAAAAAAAUCAUGAGAUUUGGAAAGAUUUAGGAUUGUGUCAUUUUAAGGUCAUGGAAAAGGCUGAGGCCCUGCAAAAAAAAAAAGAGAGAGAAAAUGUCAGAGGAAAGAGAGUGUUUCAUUUGUCAGAUAAAAAAAGUUAAAAGUCUGGCACUUUGGGAGAGAGACUUCUUUUGUAAAUAAACCUGUAAUUUUCCCUUUGAAAUAAUUUUUGAAUUACUCAAAGGGGUAGCUUCACUUUUAUACUCAUUUCUGUUUUCAUUCAGAAGACAAGGUUUGGAAACUGUCUAGGUCCUUUAGAAACCUCAGCAGGAAUGGUUCAUUGGGCAUUUGGGCCCAACUAGCUUUCAGGUUUAAAAUUUUUAUUAGAGUUGGGAUAAAUGAAGAAGUACAGUAUUGGUUGCCUUUAUAGAGAUUUGUGACUAUUCUAGCAAGAAAAUGAGUAGAAUGGGGAUUUUUUUUAACCUUAGCUAAACCUUCUCAAAGAGAAGCAAUAUGUAUUAUUUCAAAACUAAAGAUAAUGAUUUAUUUGUCCCUCUUCUCUCCUGGUUCUCAGAGUUGCUUUGCACUCCUUGGGUUACUCCGCAAUAAAAUAAUAUUUGGGGGUGUGCAUGGGAGCUGAGUGACAGUGUAACUAUGCAACUAGCAAAUGAUCCAAUCAGGCAAUUGCAGAUUUAAAGAGAAGAUAAAGGAAAUGGAUUUGUUAAUCCCUGAACCUAAGGGCAGCUAAUGGCUUUUCUGAGAAUUGGCAUAGCCAUAGCCCAGAGACUCAGAAGUAGUAGUUAAAAUUUUGCCAAAAGAUUUCACAGAGAAAGCUGCUGAAGAUAAACUCCUUGAAGAAGGAAGAGCAGCUGGGAUGGGCUCCUUCUGCUGCUUCUUUGUUUGGGCAAGCCCCUGACCUAGUGUUCUCCUCCUAUUGCCAUCAAUUGGCUUUUUCUUGUCUUAGAUUUUCCAUGCCCCUGGAUUCUUUGCUAUUUGCCAGAAAUCACUCCUUUCCAGUCUUUUUUUUAAACUAACCAAUAAAUGAAAACUUUUAAACAUAUCAGGUAUUAAGAUUGUGCCAUACACCAUCAUUAUGGUGUUAGGAUAGAAAAAGUCGUUAUGAAGAACAGGGUGGCAAGAAUAACAUGGGGCUUGGAGCCUGUGGGCACUAACCAUUUGAUUAUGCUUCGUCUUAUAUCAGAGGAUCACAAAGCAUUUCCCAGAUAUAACUUGUGUGUCAUGCUGUGUAAGAGGGAGAAGAUGGGAUUGAUUCCCAUUUUGGUGAUGGGAAUACAGAGGCCCAGAGAGGGAAAGGUCUGGUCCAAAGCUACCCAACAUAAUGGGAGCCAAAUGGAACCAUAGAAUGUUAGAGAUAGGAGAAAUUGUUAAGAUCCAGUGUUCCAGUUUUACAAACAAGGAAAUUGAGGCCUAUAGAGCAGCUUGCUUGAAGUUAUAUAGUGUGAACUUAUCUAUCUAGUGACUACUAAAAACAUCUUUUUUUGUUUUGUUUUUAAUUUUUUUUUUUACCAGUUCAACCAAAUUUUUAAAAUGUCUUCCUUCUUCGCAGGAGGUCCCAUGGGUAGUAAAAGAAAUGAAAUCAGGUCUUUGUGCUUUUCUCUUCCUCCAAUAGCAACCUUUACUCAGUCUUUGCUGGUAGCUAUUGGCAAGCCUAUACUAGACUGUAUAUUCAGAAAGACCUGAGCUAGGGCUGCAGAGCACGCCAUCUUUACCCCAGCCUGCCCAGCUGGCUCUUUCACUAGUAAAGCCACUAGACCUGUCUUCUUUCAAGGGCAAAAGCCAUAGGAUAGAGAGUACAUGGGACCUGGGAAGUCAUCUAGUCCUUCCUGCUUCUUUUACAGGUGAGGAAAUCGGCAUGAAAAAAAGCACAUAAGAUCAGGCCUAGUUCCAUGGGGUGAAGUGGUUUAGUUUCCAAAUGAAUUGCGUCAAGUCCCACUGUGACUGCCAACUCCCUGCACUCAGGACCUCCUUCUAAAGGAAAAGACCCAAGUUUGCAAUGGAAUAGCCGGCUAUGCUGUUUGUUUUCUCCUUGUCCUGAAGGUGUGGGGGAUGGAGGAAUUUUAAUGCCCGAAGUCCAUGUAGACUGGCCAUCAUCUCCACUGUGUUCCUAGAGGACCUCGCCAUUUGGAAUUCUCAUUGCCAUAUGAGAGAUUUAUUGGGAUCCUUGGAUUCUACAGAAGGUGAAUUUGGAAAAUUGGUAAACAACCUUUUUUUGGGUGAGGACAGAGAAGAAAGAGGUGGCUUUUUGGAUCAGCCUGACCAGAGAGGCAUUUCACCAGGCUGCACUGCCCCCAAGGUCACCUUCUAAGCAAGCCACAGAACAGCUCGGUUCUAAGCUACCUCAUCAGACUUUCUUAGGGAUUUCCUUGAAAAGCCAGUGGAAGCCUUCUCAAAGUGGCACCUGGGCAGUUUCCAGGGCUCACUUGACAACCACUGGCAUAGAAGUCAUCCAGUUGCCAAUGGGAAUUUAGGAGGGGAGCUUGAAAUGACCCAGAUCUUCUCCAUUCUCCAGGCCUCUUUAUGAAUCCACUUGUUUAUGACUCGUUCUAGUUGUUUCAGUGUGUUUCCUCCCUAAUAGUGCUGGAGGGAAGGGGUGGAGCAGUAGCUGACUUAACAGGGAGUGCUUAACAGCUGUGCCCUCUGAAAAAAACUGGAAAUUGCAAGCCAGCCAGCCCUGGUAGCCAAGUACUACUGAGGUCCUAGGCUCCAGGUUGGUUGAAGACUCCUGUGGCCCAAGCUCAGACCCAAGGCAGAUUUUUCUUUUUUAGAAGGUGCUUUUUUCUCCCACAUCCAUGUCAGAAAUAGGACAAAUAGUGGAGUACCUGUUAAUCUUAUGCAUGGCAGUUUGCUAGCUUCAGUCCCAAGCAGGAAAGGUUUAUGAAAUAUCUAGCAAUCUGAAAAAUGAACACAUUUCUUAUAGCUUCUUCAAUUUCCUAAAAAAUGAAUGAGCCUCAAGAUUCCAAGGAUAUUCAGCUACUUGCUGCAAGGGCCUCAGACUCCUGAGAAGUUAGCUCACAGCUUCUAAGGGCAAGAAACUUAUGUUGGCAAAGACAGUGACAGGUUAAGACUCUACAGGGAAAAAAAAAAGACUCUACAGGAAAAAGGAAUAAAGUAUCUGUCCCUGGUGUUUAAAAAGAAAAGGAUGAAAAGAAUGACUAGCUCUGAGCUGCCAUGAAUGAGAUUGCCAGGACCCCAUUUGUUGAGUCAGCCACGUUAGAAACUACUUGGAUUCAUUCAGGCCUUUUUUUGAGCAUCUCAGUGCUUGCAAAGCACUGGCUGAUACUCCAGAGAAAGAGCUGGCCACCAAAGAGAGGCCAACCCUUGAAGAGUUUACAGUCUAGUUAGUUGGAAAUUCAGGGCUCACACCUAAAGCAGUCUAUAGGUAAAGUCCAAGAUGAAUGGCAAAGACCAGAAGUGUUGCUAGGGGGAGUUCAGUGUGAGAAAAGCCUUGUGGUGGAACUUGAGUUCAAAUUCAGUGGAGAGUUAGUUACCUGUAUAAGUGAAGAGCUAGAGGUAUGGCCCAGGCCAAAGCUUAGAGUGAGAAAUAAGCAAGAUUUGUUUAGGAGACAGUGAGGAAGCUGCUCUCGUGGGAACGGAUGAUUCCUACUGGGGAGUCGUGAGAGGUGGAGGUCUUUGGGUUUGCUGGGGAAAAGCCCAAUACAAGAGCCUUCAAGGUUCUAACCAUUAUUCCCUUGCCUUCUCUUGGCAUAGCUAAGGAAUAUAGUAAAACUCUGAUGUGUUACUGUAGGAAGAAAGGGAAAACAUUAGAAUCUGUUCACUUGUCCCAAAUGUGUCUGUCUGUCUCUGGACUAUGUAUCAAGGAGCAAUAACAAUCCUGUUCAGGGUGUUGUGAACUGCACCUUCUAGCCAUGGAUAUAGGAAUAAAUGGGGCAAAUCAACUCAGCUGGGGAAGUCUAGCACUAUUACAGGCUGGGCCAAAGUGUGCCAGCUGAAAGGUAACUGGUAUAGAUUGUGGAGGGCUAUGGAUUUUGAAUUUGCAUUUAAGAAAAACUCUGACAUGCUAAGAAGUAGUUGUCCUUAAAUGUCAGAAAUUUUUGGUACAUGGAUCAUGUUAAAGAACAUACCAAUAUCAGGUUGUUUACUCUGCAUUAAAAUGUAAAAUGUCAGAAUGUAAAAUAGGCUCACCACUGAACUCCUCAGUUUGCUGGAAUUACCACCCCUUUGUGAUUUUAUUUCCUUUGGUGUUUGUGAGUCACCAGCCCACUAUAUAUUUUCUUUAGAUCUCUUUGUAACUGAAGACUACUCCAGGGAAUUGGGGCAGAUGUGUGCUCAUUAUCUGGGCUCUGGGCAUCUAUAAGAAUCCCAUGAAACUGGAAAGUCAUAGGAAUGUGGAUCAUCUUUUCUUUGGGCUGCAGAAAGGAUUGGGCCACCAAGAAACAGUUUCCCCUUUUCUUGGGAGAGAUCUGACCCUUCUUGGAAGCCCAGAUGGACUUCUAAGGAAACUCAGUCUGCAGUCAUUUGAAGCUGUCUUUGGUCUGCCUGUGGCUGUUGCCCAGAAGAAAGCAAGCAAGCCUCCAGUGGAGUUAUACAGAACCAUGUUCAAACCCAAGAAAUCCUUGUCUUGUUCCUGGCGGUUUCCCUCUCUAGACUGGCUGGUGGGUUCCCCUUUUUUCUCCUCUCCACUGCCAUCCAGUGCUCGUUACUGUUCAGACCAUAAUAGCCACUUACUAUGAAGAGUUUGUGUCUUUUUUUUCCCCUCAAGAUUGUGAAGAAUUCAUUUACUGAACCAUACUUGCCAUUUUCCGAGCACCAUGUAGAGUGGACACAAUUCCUUUUUAAGAUAGGAAAAGCAGAGCCUGAAACGUCUCCAACCUCUGCAAUACUGUGGCCACAUGUUGGCUUGAGCAGGGAAACUUCAUCCUGGAAUUCUGCUGAAAUAUGAUUUUAUUGCUAACUGUGAACCUUCUGUUGAUGCAUAAGCUAAAUAAACAGUGGUCCUUUCUUACU